Ananas comosus (pineapple) is the source of this 2463-nucleotide messenger RNA. Its product is annotated as pentatricopeptide repeat-containing protein At3g62890-like. The coding region runs from base 1 to 2076 and encodes 691 amino acids. The transcript has a single exon. The record is from RefSeq and is a predicted model, not a curated record. Gene Ontology annotation, biological process: RNA modification. Gene Ontology annotation, molecular function: RNA binding; zinc ion binding; protein binding. Lineage: Eukaryota; Viridiplantae; Streptophyta; Magnoliopsida; Poales; Bromeliaceae.
AUGCGCCCUCCCCUUCCUCUCCGCCUCUCCUCCUUCUCCCCCGACCCACACCGCGCGCUCCUCCUCCCUCCAAUCAUGCUCGUCCAUGGCGCACCUCCUCGAGCUCCACGCCCACCUCCUCCGCUCCCACCCUCCCUCCCCCCCGCCCCUCCGGGCCGCCCCGAAGCCGCCGGCGCCUCCUCCUCCGCCGCGCCGCGCCCUCGCCGGCCACGGCGCGAGCCUCCGUACGCCCGCCACCUGCUCGACAGAAAUCCCGCCCAAGCACCCCCUCCUUCAACGCCCUCCUCCGCGCCUCUCCUCCUCCCCGCCGUCCCCUCCCUCCCCUCUUCCGCGCCGCCUCCUCUCCGCUCCCCCCCCCCCGACCGGCUCACACCUAUCCCCCCCCUCCUCAAGUCCUGCGCCCGCCUCUCCGACCCCCUCCCCGGCCUGCAGCUCCACGCCUUCAUGCUCAAGUCCGCCGCCGACCGCCACCUCUUCUCCUCCAACGCCCUCAUCCACAUGUACGCCUCCUGCGCCCUCCCCGCCCUCGCCCGCCGCGCCUUCGCCCUCGCCCCCUCCCCCGCCCGCGACGCCGUCUCCUGGAACUGCCUCCUCUCCGGCUACCUCGCCAACGGCCUCCUCGCCCGCGCCCGCUCCCUGUUCGACCGAAUGCCCCGCCGCCGCCGGGGCCCCGUCGCCUGGAACGCCAUGAUCAGCGGCCACGCCAAGCUCGGCCUCGUCCGCGCCGCCCGCGCCCUGUUCGACGAAAUGCCCCACCGGAACGUCGAGUCCUGGAACGCCAUGAUCGCCGGGUACGCCCGGUGCGGCCGCGUCGACCUCGCCCGGGAGCUCUUCGACGCGAUGCCCGCGCGGAACGCCGUGUCGUGGAGCGCGAUGAUCACGGCGUGCGCGCGGGGGGACCGCCCGGCCGGCGCGUUGGCUCUGUUCGCCGAAAUGGAGGAGCUGGGAAUCACGCCGAAUUGGGCGGCGAUCGUGAGCGUGCUCUCCGCGUGCUCGCAAAUCGGCGCGCUCGACCGGGGCAAGCGAGUCCACUCCUACAUCGUGGGCAACAAGAUGAGGAUGGACUCCAUAAUCGGGACGGCGCUCAUCGACAUGUACGCGAAAUGCGGUUGCAUAGAUAGAGCGUUCGAGACCUUCCUUGCGUUGCCGGGGAAGGACGUGUUCUCGUGGACGGCGAUGAUCGGGGGGUUCGCCGUCAACGGGCAAGGAGCGAAGGCCCUCGAGCUCUUUCGACGAAUGGAAGAGGAGGGAAUUCGGCCCAACGAGGUCACUUUCGUCGGCGUGUUAUGCGCGUGUAGCCACGGCGGCUUCGUCGAUCGAGCUAAGAAGUAUUUCAAUUCGAUGAGCGAAGUUUACGGGCUCGAGCCCCAAAUCGAGCAUUACGGUUGUAUGGUCGACGCGCUAGGCCGUGCCGGGCUUUUGGAAGAGGCGGCGGCGCUAGUUCGAGCCUUGCCCCCCAACCCCGUUUUGUGGGGUAGUUUAUUGGGUGCUUGUUGGAUCCACGGAAACGCCGAGGUAGGGGAGUGUGCGGCCGAUCGCCUAAUCGAGCUUAAACCCGACGAUGCCGGUGUUUACGUCCUCUUAUCGAACAUCUACGCGAUGCGAGGGAGGUGGGACGAUGCUCGGAAAACGAGAUUGCGAAUGAAAGCAAAGGGUCUCGAUAAGAGUCCCGGUCGUAGCUCGAUCGAAGUUCGCGGCGUAGUUCACGAAUUCCUCGUGGGCGACCGAUCGCACCCCAGAAACGUCGAAAUCCAUCGAAUGUUGGACGAGAUGAGCUCGAAGUUGAAGCUCGAAGGGUAUCAACCGAACACGACGCCGGUCUUGUUCGACAUCGAGGAGGAAGAGAAGCAGAACGCGGUGGCUCACCACAGCGAGAAGUUGGCGAUCGCGUUCGGGUUAAUCAGCACCGAUCGCGGGGAGCCGAUUAGGGUUUUCAAGAACCUGCGAGUGUGUCGCGAUUGCCAUACCGCGGCGAAGCUAGUGUCGAAAGUGUAUGAAAGAGAGAUUAUUCUGAGAGACAGGAACAUCUUUCAUUACUUCGCGAAAGGUUCCUGUUCAUGUAGGGACUACUGGUGAUCAUUUUACGGUCUAGGUCGCGUCGAAAGUGCGACGAUACUCAGCGGAGACGAUGCAGCUUCUCUGUUUCUCCGUUCUUGUCUUCUGCUGUGGUUGUCUGAUCCCGCGUGCGUGCGUAGGAAGCUCAGAUUUCAGCUUUCACACUUCGAAAAAAAAAAGCGAAAAAAAGAAAAAAAAAGUGCUACAAUUUCACUUCAUGUUUUCCACCAGGUCCAAAAUAACCGGAUCGGGUCGGGCCGGGCCGGGCCGGGUUACCCACAUGAACUCAGAUAAAAAAAAAGAAAAGAAAAGAAAAGAAGUAAAUUUAAUUAUGAAUUUACCUUGCUUUUACAUCUCCUUUAGAAAGGAUCUAAUUAUUAUUUUUUAUUUGAAAUUUUUGCAUGUUGG